UUACUUGUAACCAAGUAAGUUUUUACGCUAAAAAUUAUUUUGAGUAAUUACUAAUAGUGUCCACUGCCUUUAAACGCCCAUUGCUCGAGUCCCUUCUCUAGGAUGAGAUAUAAUACAUUUUUAUACAAUUUUGAUGUAAUUUCUAGAGUGAAGUACUAAAGAAAUGAAGAAACUUAAAUUUUAUUUUAUAAAGACCGCAAUAUACGUUACUUGUGUAGAUCUUAAAACGAGUCGUUCAUUUUAUUCUGCAUUGACUCUUUUGUACUUCUUUAUUUACUUUCAAAGACCUGUUUGGUUUGUUUUCAUACUUGAAAAUGUCCCAAUAAAUAUAAAAAGAGGAAACAAAACAAGCAACAAAGCACACUGAUUAAACUAUAGAAAAGUUGAAAAGAAACUUGAUUCCAUGUUGCAAUAGCAGUAAUCAAUAUCACCCAUUAGGCCUAUACUUAAACAGGAUUUGGUUUGCUUAUUUUGAUUCAGGUAAAAAUACUUAUUGAUAAAUUAAUAUAUAAGCAGAUGAAUCGACCAAAAUUAAUAAAUAGAGGCCUAAACGAAAAUCGAUCACAAUUUUUUUGAAAUUUGUAUACAUUCCUCGAUUACUUAUAGAUUAUUACGCAGGAUUUGUGGAACUGACAAAGUAUAAAGUCACAGACAGUGUUCUUGCGUGUUAUCAACUGUAGGCCAGAUGAACUUCAUAUUAACUCAAUUAAAUGUUUCAUUGCAAUCAACAUUUAUUUCCAUAUUGGUCAAAAGGGCGAUUUAUUAUCAACUUCAAUUAUUUAAGUUAAGAGACAGUCAAGAACAGAUCAAGAAAAGAAGAAACGAACAUGAAAUGAAAAAAUAUAUGUAAUGGGUACGACGUAUAGCAAACCAAUAUUGGGGCUUUUACAGUUUAUUUCCUAAAGGCUUGUUUUGAAUAACGGUAGGCUUUCAGACUGGAAUUAAACAAUUGUGUUUUUUCAUCCUUGCCAAUCCUGCAUAAUUCCCAACCUUUGUAUAAGCAAACGAAACAGACAUGCCGUUCUGGUGAUGAAUAACAUCCAAACAAAAAGGUGUUGACACAAACGCCUUUGGGCUUCAAUGAAAACGACGGGUUCAUCUUUUCCCUUCUUUAUGAAAAAUUCCAUCGUCGGUUCUAAUGUUCGUUAGUACGUUUCCCAUGUGACACACCCAUCAAGCUGUCGGUCAUCGUAGUUUGGUCACGCAUCGCUGUUCUGCCCCGCCCACCUUGAGACCUUUUAAAGCCGUGGCACAAGGGCACACAGAUCGCAUCACUGUCACACGACUGUUCCCUCUUGACGUCAUUUCACACUCUGCUGCUUUUAAGGAAUCAACAUGGACGUCAACACAGACCAGAUUAAAAUGACUGCUACGAGUUCUACGCAGCUAACGAGCUCGAAGGGAUCCAAAUCAGGCUCCCCAAAUGUGCCUAUGUUCCAGCAAAUUCAAGAUGCAAAGACAGAGUCUGAGAACAACGCAAAAUACGCCGCCAAAGCUGCCAAAAUAGUGGGUAGCUCACGUGUGAUUUUAUACUUAAUGCCAUCUAUGUUGGCUCUACCACUAGCUAUGCUCAUCAAUGGCGCUGUUCGAUUGGAUGAAUGCCCCGUCGAGCCUUACAUCCCUAUCUACAUGGUUGUGGCUGGAAGUUUCUCCGUACUCAAACUCAUCAUUGAAUAUACCUUGCGAAUGAAGAGGUACUGUGAGAAGAGGGGACCAUUGGAUGAAGCCACCACAGUUGAAAAGGUGGUUGAUGCCAUCAACUCUUUGAUUGGGUUGUUCACCUUCGCUUUCUUUAUUGCUGGCAAUGUAUGGGUGUUUCGUGUGUAUACUCCGAAUUUUGACGACCCAACAGCCGCGAAUUACUGCCAACACACUAUAUAUUGGUUUGCAUUCGCCUCGAUCGUAGCAGUGUAUGGUCUCGCAGCACUCGGUAUCUUCCUGUGUUGCUGCUGUUGCUGCUGUGCGGCUGCUUACGCUGCAGGGAAGGCGGCUGGAAACUCUCAAGAUAAGAGUUAAACGACUUGAGCCAAGACUACCACUUCCGAGUGACACUAUACAACCAUUGAGAACUGUGAAAAAACAUCUCUAUUUUCGCUCAUUCAAAUCAGUUUGCCCCCAGGCGUUGAGCAUCAACGCCUGCACUCAUAGGCUGCGAUUAGUGAUAUUGGUAUUAAAUCCGAUUAAAAUACAGUAAACUGUGCGCAAUUAUUAAUUUAAACCGUGUCAAUUCCCGGGUACCACUACUUGGAAUUCGGUUAACCAGUCUAUCAAAGCUUCAUCCUCAGUGUGGUUAGGUUCAAAACAUUUUAUAAAAAGAUCAUUAUUUCCUAUUAUGAUAGCAUUAGUUUCUAUACUUUUCUUUUAAGUUUUUGCGUACUUUGUCAUUGUCCGUCUGGCCGUCUGUUAUUGUCCUAAGAAUUUACCUUUGUUUAUGUAUUUUGAGCAAUGUAUUAUGUAUUAUGUAAAGGCAAGUCGCUACAGCUAGCUGACUUAUAUUUGGGGCCUUGCCUCCACGCGCUCUCCCGAUAUUUUUAUUCUUAAUAAAAUGUGAGUUGGGUUGAGGGUAUAUAGCUUCGUACUCCAAUAAUUCCUUUUAUCACCAUAAAGGAUAAAAGGCCUUAUACUCAGCGCAACCUUCAUUGUACUUGGCAUGUUCCCAGCUUUAUACACAGGGCAUAAUAAUAUAUACUAGCGGGAUGCCGCGCUUCGCGCGGCACCCCGCUAGAUGAGGAGGAUUCUAGUAUACAAAAUAAUGUUGUAAAAGGUAAUGUGGGGGCAAGGGAGGUAUUCUUACAGGUAAGAAUAAUUCAGUUACACUUGGCAAAAUGUACAUCCUGAGUCCCGCCCAAACUGCUUUCAUUAUAGUUACGAAC
Molecule: messenger RNA, 2873 nt
Organism: Asterias rubens (European starfish)
Lineage: Eukaryota; Metazoa; Echinodermata; Asteroidea; Forcipulatida; Asteriidae
Product: transmembrane protein 272-like
Exons: 6
Coding region: 1336-2016 (226 amino acids)
Source: RefSeq, a predicted model, not a curated record